CCUGCGCUGCUGCUGCGUCCAUUAUCACCGUGAAGAACCGAGGAACUGCGGCGGGACUCCGCGACAACAGCAGGCCUGAGCGCCGGGGUGUAGCGGAGGAUGAGAGCCGCCGCCAGGACGGAGAGCCGUCCGGAGCCGCCGCCGCUGAACCCCGGAGGAGGCGACAUGACUGCGGAGUAAACAGGCGAAAGGACGCCGCUGCGUCUGUCGCGGCUCACAGUCGGGAUGUCUGGCCCGGCCGGACCUGCAUCGCCCGGUUCGGAGCCGGAGCUGCCGGACCUGAGCCACCUGACAGAGGAGGAGCGGAGCAUCAUCCUGUCGGUGAUGGAGAGACAGAAGAAGGAGGAGGAGAAGGAGCAGAGCAUGCUCAAGAAGUUACAUCAGCAGUUUGAGAUGUACAAGGACCAGGUGAAGAAGCUGGGGGAGGAGCCUCAAGCAGCUCAAACGGCGAGGGCAGAGUCUCCGACAUGCGGCAUCUGUCGCAAGACGAAGUUCGCUGACGGUUGUGGGCGAGCCUGCUGCUACUGCCAGAGUCGCUUCUGUGCCCGCUGUGGGGGGCGUGUCCCUCUGAGAGCCAAUAAGGUGAUGUGGGUUUGUAACGUGUGCAGGAGGAAGCAGGAGAUUCUUACUCGCUCGGGGGAGUUUCACUCCAACACACUGUCUGUCGACCACACCUCUCAUGGGGUUCCACACCCAUCAAUGCAGGGGUCGCCGAUGGCCACGGGGCCCCUGAGCAAUGGAGCCACUGAGCGGAGGCGGAGCCCCUCAGGGUCAUAUUAUGAUGGUGGGGGGGGCAGGAUGCUUCACUCACCCUCCGACCUCGGUCUGGACUGCCGUGUUCGCUCGCCACAUGGCUACCAUGGCAGUGGGGAGGAGGAUCUGCGGAGCCGGAGGCGACCAAUCAGAGAUGGACGGGGCCGCUGGCACUCACAGGACCAUCCUCUGGACCAGGUUCUGGAUGAGCGUGAGCUGCAGCGGCGGCAAGAAGAGGAGUUUCAGGCCCGUUACCGUAGUGACCCAAACCUGGCUCGUUACCCGGUGAAGCCACAGCCGAGUGAGGAGGCCAUGAGGAUGUUAGCUCAAGUUGGCAGGGUCCGCCACCAACGUCGCCACAGUGAUGUCUCCCUGGCAGCCGCCGAGCCCGACCACUUGACCCUGAGACACACAGCUCUCCAUCAGAAUCGGCCUCAGGGAUUGGUCGGAUCUGGAGGUCAGAGGUCAUUCUCUGUGGACCGGGCAGCCAAUCAUGCCAGCCCCACUUCUCCCCGCCGCAGUCCGUUAUUGCAGCAACACCUGGACCCGAGUUCCGCCCACAAGAGGAAGCCAGCCAAUGAGAGCACAGCGCAGAGGGCACGGAGGAUGGGGAAGAUGCAUGUGAUUGGUAGCUUCAGCAGCUCUGAGGAGGAUCUAGUGACCACACCUGAGUACACCAGCUGUGACGAGCCUGACAGAGACAUGGACAGCCAAUGGUGGGAUCAUGGUUCCUGGCAUGGCGAGCCUGCGCCCAUGUCUAUGCAACCAGUCACAUGGCAACCAUCCAAGGAUGGAGAGCGUCUAAUUGGUCGAAUUCUGCUGAACAAGAGGAUGAAGGAUGGGACAGUUCCCGCGGAUACAGGGGCGCUGCUGGGACUCAAGGUUGUCGGUGGGAAGAUGACGGAGUCCGGUCGUCUCUGUGCAUUCAUCACCAAGGUGAAGAGAGGAAGUCUGGCUGACACCGUGGGACACCUGAGACCAGGUGAUCAGGUUCUGGAGUGGAAUGGUCGGGCUCUUCAGGGAGCCUCGUUUAACGAAGUAUAUAACAUCAUCCUGGAGUCCAAACCAGAACCACAGGUGGAACUGGUGGUGUCCCGACUCAUCGGAGAUGUUUCCAGAACAACAGAGAGCUCCCAUGUCCAGCUGGACUCCAGUUCCAGUUCCUUCGACUCUCAGAAAAUUGGUCCGUCCAUCUCUGUUACAUCUCCCAUGAGCCCCAGUAUGCUGUCCGGACAAGUCUCUGUGAAGCUCUGGUAUGAUAAAGUCGGUCAUCAGCUGAUCGUCACGGUUCUUGGAGCCAAAGAACUUCCUGUCCAAGAUGACGGCCGACCCAGAAACCCCUAUGUCAAGAUCUACUUCCUGCCAGACAGAAGUGAUAAGAGUAAGCGGAGGACGAAGACAGUAAAGAAGUCGGUGGAGCCUCGUUGGAACCAGACUUUCAUGUACUCUCCGGUCCACCAGCGGGACUUCAGAGAACGGAUGUUGGAGCUGACGGUCUGGGAUCAGGCCCGGGUGCGGGAGGAGGAGAGCCAGUUCCUGGGAGAGGUGCUGAUAGAACUGGAGUCGGCUCUGUUAGACGAUCAGCCUCACUGGUACAAACUGCAGCUUCAUGAUGUUUCCUCUUUGCCGCUGCCCAGUGCCUCCCCCUACCUGCAGAGGAGAGGACUGCAGCCUGAACACAGUCAGCCCAGCAGGAGGCUGCAGAACAAAGGUCCUUACUAUAACUCAGGGUCUCAGAGGAUCAGUGACAGUGAGUUUUCAGAUUACGACUGUGAAGACGGCAUCGGGGUGAUUUCAGACUACAGACAGAACGGGCGAGACUUCCACAGUUCCACCCUCUCAGUGCCGGAGCAGGUGAUGUCGUCCAAUCACUGCUCUCGAUCGGAUAUGGUCAGGAUGAGGUCUCGGUCACCGAGCCAACCGCCUCCUCACAGGUAUAGUCGGGGGAUGGACCGGCGGGAUUACUAUAGUCGCUCUCGGUCAGCUGACCAGCGAGCGAUGGUGGACCGACCCGUCUACACACGCUCGCACUCCACGGACCGAGCUGACUCUGUCCACCUGAGGCCCAGACGCUCUGCCCCCUCCUCACCUGCCCUUACCAGGGCUAACCCUCGAGGCGGAUCUACCCAGACGAGUCCAUCAGGAACGCCGGUCUGCAGCCGCCGAGGACGCCAGUUGCCUGCUGUCCCGCCCAAAGGAGCUCUGGACAGAACUGUGAUGAAGGAUCCAUCGAAGAUGAGGGACAGCCUGUCCUUUAAAUCAUCAGACAGUGAUGUCAGUGAUGUAUCGGCCAUGUCUAAUGCCUCCGACACUCGAUCUAUCCGCAGAAUCAGUCGGGCUGAGGCUCUAGAAGGCCAAUCAGUGGAGUUGGUGGCGGGAACACAGGAAGUAGCAGCAGAAGGCGGAGCCUCGUUGCAGAAGACCGAAUCAGUGGAGGAGGGAGAGGAGGUGGAGGAGCAGCCUGAGCCUCCAAAGCCGGCGCCAGCAUCUGGAGCUCCUCUCACAAAGUCCUCAAGUGUCGGUGGAGAAAUCUGUUCGCUGGGGAGAAACGAUGAUGAUGACGAUGAGAAGAAAAGACGCUCGAGCUUUGGAGCGAGGAUGAUGGGAAUGGUCGGACUGGGAAAGAAGAGUCAGAGCGCCUCCCAGCUCAACCCUGAGGAGGAGGAGAAGAAGAAAAAGGUGAUCAGACUUCCUGUCCAAAGGAGUGUAGAAACCGGUUUGGCUGUUGAGUUUAAAUCUCGUUUUACUCGACAGCCGAGUCGUGACCCCGACGCCGAGGACCCCAAACCUGGAGCUUUGAUAUUUCCAGGAGUGAAAUUGGCAUCAGACCAACAGUUCACUGGCUUCCUAGAGGGAUUAGGCCCCGCCCAGCUGGCUGGACGACAGACUCUGGCCACGCCCCCCAUGGGUGACAUCCAGAUCGGGAUGGUGUACAGAAAGGAGCGCCUGGAUGUGGAGGUGAUUCGAGCCCGGGGGCUUGUGGGUAAACAAGGCAACAAGAACACUCCAGCUCCCUACGUGAAGGUGUAUCUGAUGGACAACGGGAAGUGUGUGUUGAAGAGGAGAACUCGUCUGGCGAGAAAAACACUCGACCCUCUUUAUCAACAGCAGCUCCAGUUUGAGGAGAAUCCAGAGGGGAAAGUCCUGCAGAUCAUCGUGUGGGGGGACUACGGUCGGAUGGAUCAUAAAUCCUUCAUGGGCGCCGCUCAGAUUCUAUUGGAUGACCUGGACCUAUCAAACAUGGUGAUUGGUUGGUUUAAACUGUUUCCUGCCACCUCAUUGGUGGACCCUGCCUUGGCCCCACUGACCAAUAAAGAAACGGAGGGCGGCAAGUCGUAGUGUCAAGAGGUGGGACUGACUUUACCAUCAUAGUAAUGGGCCAAGAGGGAGGAGGAGGGGACAAGUUGUUGCCGGGCGGGGCUGAAAGAAGUCCCAUGAUCCUCCUAUGCUGUUGCAUGCUGCAUGAUGACAUCACAGCAAUGAUGUAACAGUGUCAUGAUGAUGUCACUAGGAGGAGUAGGGAGGCCCCGCCCUCUGACGGUGACACGGAAAAAGACCCUCUCACUGAGGGUAGAGCUACGCAGCAAAGGAUGCUCGGAAAAGAAAAGACAGGAGAGGCUAUGUGACCUCCAGCUGCCAGCCAAUCACAGCAGCUCCUCAGGAGUCAUGUGACUGUUUGAAGCAUGAGUUUACAUGGAGAUGCAGGAACACGAAGGUCUGGUUCUUUAUGUUUUUGCAUGGAACGAUUAAAAGAUUAGAACAUAAAAAACAUCAACUGUGAAAAAUUUAAAGAACAUGAGAACAUCGCCUGAAAAAUAAAAAAGAU
Molecule: messenger RNA, 4579 nt
Organism: Seriola dumerili (greater amberjack)
Lineage: Eukaryota; Metazoa; Chordata; Actinopteri; Carangiformes; Carangidae
Gene: rims2b
Product: regulating synaptic membrane exocytosis protein 2-like
Exons: 30
Coding region: 226-4092 (1288 amino acids)
Biological process (GO): positive regulation of synaptic transmission; regulation of membrane potential; calcium ion-regulated exocytosis of neurotransmitter
Cellular component (GO): cytoskeleton of presynaptic active zone; presynaptic membrane
Molecular function (GO): transmembrane transporter binding; small GTPase binding
Source: RefSeq, a predicted model, not a curated record